GUAAAUCUUAGAGUGAAUUCUUAACAUAAACACUCAUCUCUUCAGAUUGUGCUGAUGGACUAAUAAAAAGGAUAGGUUAGAAUAUGAAUGGCCAUUUGAAUCAUAAGAUCCAAGCAGAAUUAUAUAAAUUAGUACCACCUUGGCUAUGUAAUUUGGUAUUGAUAAAGGUAAGAUUAUGGAAUAUUAGUUUAGUUCAUUGCUCCUUAAGAUAAGAACAUCUACAACAAACAAUUGAAAGAAAAACAAAUGAUGAUACCUGUGAUUAAACUGAUUUUUAAAUUAUUUUCCAAUUUGAUACUAUAAGGGUUCUUUUUCCAAUAGAAUAAUAAUUUAAUAUUGAUGCCUCUUAAUUCAAUUUGCAUUAUAAUUCUUGCUUAAAUAUUUAUGAGAAUAUGA
This is a messenger RNA of Paramecium octaurelia, 396 nucleotides long. NCBI's taxonomy places the organism in Eukaryota, Ciliophora, Oligohymenophorea, Peniculida, Parameciidae. The record is from the annotation of a GenBank genome assembly.